This is a messenger RNA of Xiphophorus hellerii (green swordtail), 11236 nucleotides long. RefSeq names its product contactin 3a, tandem duplicate 2 (gene cntn3a.2). NCBI's taxonomy places the organism in Eukaryota, Metazoa, Chordata, Actinopteri, Cyprinodontiformes, Poeciliidae. Gene Ontology annotation, cellular component: plasma membrane; axon. Gene Ontology annotation, molecular function: cell-cell adhesion mediator activity. The record is from RefSeq and is a predicted model, not a curated record. Gene Ontology annotation, biological process: cell-cell adhesion; brain development; axon guidance.
CGCUACCAACCCACCACCACCAUCACCACUCCUCCUCCUCCACCUCUUACUCCUCCCUCUUCUUCGCAGCGGAGAGCCGACUUGAUGCGCAUAAUAAAUCAUCUCUGCAAGAUCCCUCUGCGAGCCCGGCUUCAGAAAGACGCGUGUUGGAUUUGGGAGCGUAAACAGAGGGGCGAGAGGCGAGCCUCGUAGCUACAGCAGGCGUGAGGAUAUGCUUUAAACGCGAUUCAGUGCUGCGAACAACGGAGUGGAGGAGAGGAGGCAGAGCAGCGAUAUGAGCCGCAUGUGUUUGAGCCUCCUCGCCACCGGCCAGCUCAGACUCACUUUCACCUGUAUGAACGACCUUGCAAUUGUGACCGAAAUUUUCCCGACCACGCUAUUUCCAUGGAGGAUCAAUUUGUCGUUUUUUUCUGCGAGGGCUGAAUUUAACUCCCGCUGGUCUCGAGACACUUCUGAGCAGGAGGUCACGCUCUUUUCUCUCUGAGAACGCAAGUGCCAUUUUAAAGCUUAUUGGAUGAAAGUCUCAUUUACCCCCUGGCUGCCAAAGAUGACGCUGCCAUGGAAACUGCUUCUAUUGCUAUCAAUCAUCGACCGUCUGACAGAUUGUCUGGACAGUGCGUCAUACCACGGUCCGCGGUGGAGGAUGGAACCAGCCGACCUGUUCAUCCCCGUCGACUCCAUAGAAGAAGAAGCCACCCUGACUUGUGAUGCUAAGGGCACGCCUUUUCCUCAGUACAGAUGGUCACUAAAUGGGACUCUCAUAAAUCUGGGCCUGGAUCAUCGGAGGCGUCUGUCUGGGGGCAACCUCAUUAUAGGCAAUCUGGACCGCUACCAGGACGUAGGGAUGUAUCAGUGUAUGGCCUACAACACUGUAGGAGCUAUACUGAGCAGGAGAGCAAGUCUACAGUUUGCCUAUUUAGAUCAUUUCAAAGUUCACACCAGAAGCGCUGUGUCAGUCCGAGAGGGACAAGGAGUGGUGUUACUGUGUGGGACACCCACUUCAUCAGGAGACCUUACAUAUGCAUGGGUCUUCAAUGAGUAUCCAUACUUUGUUCAGCAAGACAAUCGGCGAUUUGUCUCCCAGCAGACGGGAAACCUUUACAUAGCUAAGGUGGAGCCCUCUGAUGUGGGGAACUACACAUGUGUGGUGAUGAACAGCAUCACAAAAGGCAAGGUUCAGAGCUCGCCCACAUCUCUGAUCCUCAGGACAGACGGAGUGAUGGGCGAAUACGAGCCAAAAAUAGAAGUUAAUUUUCCAGAUAAUGUACCUUCUUCGAAAGGAUCAACAGUUACUCUGGAGUGCUUCGCCCUUGGGAACCCCGUUCCAGAAAUCACCUGGAGGAGGGCUAACGGAGUCCCAUUUCCCAGCAAAGUCAAAAUGAAGUAUUCAAAUGCAGUGCUGGAGAUCCCGAGCUUCCAACAGGACGAUACAGGAGGGUACGAGUGUGUGGCGGAGAACAAAAUGGGAAGAAACACAGCUACUGGUCGACUGGCUUUUUACGCCAAGCCUCAGUGGAUCCAGACCAUGAAGGACACGGCAAUGGCCAUAGAGGAGAGACUGCACUGGGAGUGCCGGGCCAACGGAAAGCCCAAACCCUCCUACGCUUGGCUGAAGAAUGGCCAGCAACUCCUCUCAGAGGACAGGAUCCACGUGGAGGAUGGGGUCCUUACGGUGUCGCCGCUCACGCUAUCUGAUGCUGGCAUGUACCAGUGUGUGGCUGAGAACAAACACGGCGUCAUAUAUUUUGCGGCCGAACUAAUGGUUUUAGCUUCUCCUCCGGACUUCACGGGGAAUGUCCUCAGAGCUUUGCUCAAAGCCAAAGCUGGAACAACGGUGAUGCUGGACUGCAAGCCCCAGGCCUACCCAACAGCAAGCAUUUUAUGGAAGAAGGGAAACCUUCCUAUCCACACCAACGACAGGAUCACUCUUUCUCCAGAUGGAACUUUGAGGCUGGCCAAUGUGAGCAAGUCGGACGCAGGCAGCUACACGUGCUUCGCCAGGAACAGAUUUGGGAUGUCAAGCACAACUGGAAGGCUCCUGGUUACAGAUCCAACCAGAAUCAUUCAGGGACCAGUGGACCUGGAGAUUAUUGUAGGGGAGAGCAUCGUGUUGCCCUGCCAGGUGGCCAGUGAUCCUGUCCUGGAUGUGUCUUUCUCCUGGGCAUUUAAUGGACAGCUCAUCACCAAGGGAGAUGGCCACUUCGAGCUUGUAGGCGGCCAGAGAACAGCCGGAGAUCUGAUGAUCAGAAACAUUCAGCUUUACCACGCCGGCAAAUAUAUCUGCGUUGUGGACACAGACGUGGAGAGCCUGUCAGCCGUAGCUGUAUUGAUUGUAAAAGGCCCUCCCAGCCCCCCGGAAUCAGUGACUGUGGAGGAGGUGACAGACAGCACGGCCCAGCUGGCAUGGAGCCCCGGCAGAGACAACGGCAGCCCCAUUACCAGCUACAUCAUCCAGACAAAAACUCCAUUUACUGUGGGCUGGCAGCGAGUCAAUACAGUUCCAGAGGUAAUUGAUGGCAACUCCCACACAGCUACCGUGGUUGAUCUGAACGCCUGGGUCGAAUACGAGUUCCGGGUAUUGGCCAGAAACGGCGUCGGAGUUGGGGAACCCAGUCCCGUGUCGGUGAAGACGAGAACAGAGGAUGCAGUUCCAGAUGCAGCCCCAGGUGAUGUGGGUGGAGGGGGUGGAAGCAGAUAUGAACUGGUCAUCACAUGGGAGCCCGUCCCUGAAGAACUGCAGAAUGGCGAGAGCUUCGGCUACAUCAUUGCCUUCCGCGCCUUCGGAGAAGUCAGCUGGACUCACGUGGCCACCUCGGCCCCCGGCGCAUCCCGCUAUGUGUACCGUAAUGACAGCCUCGCGCCCUUCUCUCCAUUUCACGUGAAGGUGGGCACUUACAACAGCAAAGGGCAGGGCCCCUUCAGCCCCGUGGUCACCAUCUACUCUGCAGAGACAGAACCAAGCGGAAUGCCAGCAGGGGUUUGGGCCCGAAGUGUCGCAGCCUCUGAGAUUGAGGUGAAUUGGCAAGCUCUCACCAUCACCCCUGAAAGGGUUCUGGGCUAUGAGGUGGUUUACUGGGAGGAUGACACCAAACCGGAAACGAUGGGGAAGGUUAGAGUGCCUUGGAACCAAACCUCAGUCACAGUAAACAACUUGGCAGGAAACACGCAGUAUUUUUUAACAGUUAGCGCCUUCAACACAGCGGGCACCGGCCCUUUCCUCCCUGCAAUCAAUGUCACCACAAAAAAGCCACCGCCUGCCCAGCCACCGCUGAAUGUAGAAUGGACCCUAAUUGGCUCUCAGCUGUCUCUUUACUGGGAGCCUGUGGUGGCAAUGGAAUCAGAGUCAGAAGUUACAGGAUAUCAACUUUCAUUCUGGAGACAGAGACACAAAGAGGUAAACACUUUCACAACGGCCAAUUCGACAGCAGACUUGACCCUCCCUGAGAAUGAAGACGACUACAUCAUUCGCAUUCAGACGCUGAGUGAGGGAGGACUGGGUCCAGCCUCAGAUCCCAUACGGAUCCAUAGACUGAGUAUGAGCGCCCGUGGCUCCAACGCCCUGAGUGUGGAUACAUCCCCGCUCUCCUUGUUCUUCACCAUUGCAAUAUCUACGUUCAGGUCAAUGUUGUGACAAGACCUCUCUCUGCUUUGUUUUCCAACAUUUUUCUAUCGUUUCUAAAAGUAAUCAUGCUUUUUUUUUUCUCUUGACUCUUGUUUGGAGAUGACAGUUUUAUUGUGUUCUGUAGAAAAUAUGAGGCAGUGCAAUAUUGGAGUGUGCUAUCAGACAGAAUUAAUUAACAUUAUUUGCUUGCCUUUAUUUAUUUAUUUAUUUUUAAUGUGGGUCUGACAUUUUGCCAGUCAGGAACAAUACUCCAAUUCAGCUCUUUACUUUGACUCUGAAAUAACACAGAUGCCUUACUUCCAUUCAUGUGCCAAAGUAGUUUCAGCCUUCUUCUUGUUAUUAAAAAGAUAGCUCCAUGCUUUUCUCAGCAUUCAGUUUCAUGCAGUUUACAGUCAUUAAGCACUCAGUGUACCUUUUGAGGGCCUCUGUAUGAGAUUUUAGUUUUCAUCUCUUGAAUUUUCUGUGUUCCUCUUCAUGCCUCAAUUAGAUCGUCUGAACAUGUUCAUUCACACAUAUGCUUGUGCCUUUGAAGAUUCUUGCAAUGGCCCCAAUUACGAAUACAUUGAGCAGCCUGUUUUUAUGAGUAGAUGCUCCAUUAAAAAUGGAUUGUGUUCCAGAUUACGGUCAUAAAACACCUCAUAGUGUUAAGUAUUUACUUUAUCAUUAUCGCUUAACUUUGUAAAAUUGAAUGUAGGCUCCUUAAGGUUUUAAUGCCUGAAGAAAAAUAACUACAAUCUGUACUUAACUUGGCAUCAAGAAACAUGUCCUCGUAAACAGCAGUAGGAGUAAUGCUGCGUAGUACAAGUGCCAAUGUGUUCUUUUUUUUUUUUUUUCCAAGUUAUUAGGUAACAACAACAGAAGUCUUUAAUUUUUACUUCCAAGUCGAUUCUUUGAAGUGAAAAUUUGUACAAAAGAAUUUAUUCUCUUUUACAACUAAAUGCAUGACAUUUCCUGUAUUUCACUUCCUAUGUUAUAGGAAAGAAUGAAACAAAUGAUGUAUGAAACAGGCAUGUUUCAGAACGCAGCUCUUCAGCUUCAAGGGAAAACCCCUGAGCCAAAACCUAAAUGAAAAUUCAGAGAAAUUGGCAUUUACUUCAAUCUUAUACAGUGAAGAAGUUGAUGAGUGAAAAAGUGUUAAAAAAAAAGGUUAAUUGAAGAGUAAAAGCUUUUGAGAAGCCUGACUUUCAAUGUCUUUGUUUUGGCUAAAUUUUACAAGAUAUAUGGACUAUAGUCAAAAGGACGGGCUGAUCUUAAACACACAUAAAACACACUGUUUGUGGAUGUCCAGGGUUUGGAGCGAUAACCAUUCUCUAUCAUAACCUAACAAGCUGUGGAGGGAUGUUGAAAUGGCAUAUAAUGCCUAAUUUCACAUUUUCUAAAUGAAGCAUUUUGCCUAUCCACCUUAAAAACUAAGUAAGACAAAUCUCUAAUGUUAACAGAUAGAUUGCCUUUAUUUUGCUCUGAUUUCACAAAUAUAGAUUCAAAAAUGUAUUGUGCUAACUGUAGAUCUCAGUAAUAGAAGUCAACACUGGCCACUUUAUUAGGUAACCUGUUUGAGUGCUUGUUAACUCAAAAUAAAUUCCACUCAUCUCAUGGUAGUAAUUCGAUACAGACCGGUGUCUAGACAAGAUGAAGAUGACUGGCUGGCUUUAAGCCGCACACAAGAAAUACAAUUUUAGUGACUUUGAGUAUAGCAUGGUUCUUGGUGUACAUAGAACUGGUCUGAGUAUUUCAUAAACUAGUAAUCUGCUGGCGUUACCACACAUCACCAUCUCUUGAGUUUACAUGGAAUGGUUUUGGGAGGGGGGCGAUGUCCAGUGAGGAGCAGCUGUAGGGAUGAAAAUGCCCUUUUGGUGUCAGAGAGUUGGACAGAAUUUACACACUGGCUUAAAAUAAUGAAAGUUAUGAAAAUAAAAAAAAUAAAAUAAUAAUAAUAAUUAAAAGGCAGCAGUGACUCAUGUAAACUCCUUUUACAAGGCAUGCAGAAUACCAUCUCCAACACGUCAAACCUUGAAUCACAUUGUGUGACCUCAGCUGCAGCAUUUAUAAUCUGUUGUAAACAACAUGAAAGCAGGGAUCCAGACUGACUUGUAUCAGUGAUACAGACUGCUGCUGCUUGUAUGUGAUGUGAUGGUGUGGCACACUUGGACCCCCUUAUUACCAAUUGACUAACUGAGCAGUGUUGAUGACCAUAUCCAGGUGACUAAUACAAUUCUAAGAAGGUGUACCCAAAAAGUGGCCAGUUUGUCUACAUAAAAUUGAGGAAAAAAUUGGUGUCAUAUUAACACUUCUCGUUAUAAAUUCUUAUCUUUAAGAAUCCAUAUACAAAAUAUGAAGGAGCAAGGGAAUGCAUUUAAACUUUUGGCACCAAUAAAGAUGCAUGUAGUCACAAGGGUUCUAAAGUCUUAAUUUUGAGUGGACAACCAGUGUAUUUCCAUGUUUUUAUAUGAACAUGUGCUUGAUCUUAAAGAGAAAUAGGCUAGAGAGAUGUGACAUAACUGAUGAGAUCACAGAACAGCACAGUCCAAGAAGAGUUAGCAUUUAUAUUAUUAGAUUUAUAGUGAUAAAAAGUAGCUUUGUGGCAUAUAACUGCAUCGAAAAACUGCCUAAUUAACUCAUCUGAACCUUUUUAACCUGUACAUAAAGCAUACGCCUUAGCUAACUCGCUGAAAGACUGAAUUUUAAAACGCCUCAGGGCUUCGCUACUGUCUGACAUCAAGGAGCAGCAGUGACAAAGAGCCCUCCUACUGUGUUUUUCUCACAUCUCCUGCAUUUGGGAAAAUAAUGGAAAUAAGUGUCACCAUGCAGAUGACCUCGAACUGUCGGCUCCAGCACAAACUGACCUAACCCAUAAAUUAUUCAGUAUUGUAGCUGUUUACACGUCUGUACAAGUCAGGUCAUUAUUAGUUCAGUUUUCAAGUGGCGUUUCAUUUCUGACGCAACAAAUUUGGCACAUGGGCGUUUUAAAAAUUUCUUGUGGUUCAUUGAUCACCACGGCUACUAUUCUAUUAUUUACUCUUUGAUUCAAAGUUGUUUUUUUGCAUCCCGAUCUUUCUCUGGGAUAUUGCGGGUGUAUUACAGAAAGAAGUCAAACAGACUGAGAAGAAGAAGAAAAAAACAACUUCAGAAUUUGUGUGACUUUUCAUACCCAGUGGCUACAUCCAUCUGUUGUACCAUCUAGCAUUUUCUGUCACCAAAACCGAUAAUCCGCCGUUCACCUCACAUCCACUUCACACCCUCUUCACACCGCCACCAGGCAAGUGGAGGUGAGAAAGGGAGAUGGCUUUCAACUUCUUUCUCACUUGUUUUGGUAACAGAUCCCUGCAUUUACAACAGAGUUAAACACUGCAAGCACCAUUUUUUAAAAGGCUAAAUCGCUGUUGCCAUCUGUAUGUUAGCAGUUUUUACAGUUUCCUAACAUCUGGGAGUUCAAGAUACUUGUGAAUAAAAUGCAUCAUGGCAGCCUCUUCUUAAAUGCAUACCCCUUGUCAACCAAUUUAAAACUCUUUUAACCCAGAUCCUUCUUAAUUAAUUUGCUAUCUCACAAACUAUAUGGUAAUAGGUUUUCCAUAUUUGAAUGUGAGGCCUGUUUUUUGCAUGCUUUUGUAUUUUUUUUAAUCGUGGGACUCAAAGUUUUUACAGAUUUUAAUUUUACUUGAGUUAAUUGCUAAAUUACAUUUUAAUUGAAAACCUCAUAUAAAAAAAUAAGGAAGAUUUUCCAUUUAAAAACCUGUUUUGCUGCUAAAUUAUUAAAAAUGGAUGUGUGAAAUCAACAAUAAGAAAAUUCAUAGGAUUUUUCCUGUUUUUGCAGUAGGGAGGGUAUUUUUGGCUUGAAUAGUUCAAUGACAGGCUAACUCCUUUUUGCACAACUUGCACAUGGCAAUAUUCUUUUCCAGCAGCCCAUCAGAUCUUUUUUUAAUCAAAAAUUAAGUGGGCCAAGAGCAGAGUUAUAUGCUCUAAAACUAAAGUUUUGUACACAAAACAUAUAACAUUUUUUAUUGUUCUGCAACAACCUCUCAUGCACCACCUGUUUCUCUAGACAAAUUAGCGAUUUGAAUUUCUUACAGAACCCUGUUUAGAACCCAAAGCAUUAAAAAAAUAGAAGCCAAAUCUGUGUAGUUUCUAUCUAUAAAUUGUGAUAUGGAGUAUUCUAAAUGUCUUACAAAUUAAUUGCCUGAAAUGUUUCUGCUCAUUGAAGUUGUGAGCCUUUUUGAAGGGUUUUUUUCUAGCUGGAAGGCUGCAGUGGGACAUAAAAUAUCUUACAUUUUUUCAUUUAGUUGAAGUACAUUGGAACCUCAUUGAAGUCAUUGUUACUUGACAUUUACUUGUUUAUUGUGCUGUUAAAAGCAAUUAUUUAAUUCCCAUCACCACCAAGAAAAGUUUCAGGCUCCAUUUUUUAUUUUUUACUUUAAGCCCUAUGGUCAGAAAACUUCUCCUUGAACAUUUCAACAUAGCAACAUGCAUGUUAGAGUACAAAUGACUGAAGGAUUUGCAGGAAACCUAACAAUUCAUUAAUUAAUAUCAAGAGAAUAUUCGAACAGAACUUUCAGUGUUUCCCUGCUGGGCACCCAGCCGAAGCCAGCCGAUAUGCAUCAUCAUCAUCAGCCAUUAAAGUUGGGACGAGACGUUUGAAAUGCUGCCAAUUGUGCCAGUCUGAAAACUGAAAUCUAGCCACCAGCUUCGACGUUAUUUGGAUAAAUCUAUGGUCAGCUGUGUUUUAAUACUUUGUGAAUCUGUCCUUUGUUGUCAGUUGUACUAUUGGCCUUUUUUUGUGUCGUUUGUGCCGUCACUGUUUGCUUAUGUACUUCAGUGAAAAACCACAGCCACCACCACUCAGGUACCCAGACCUGCUUCACUCUAUCAUGUAAAUGCUCCAAGGUGGCAGGAGCGAAUAGAUCAGAGAGGUAUUAGCUCAGAACACAAUGGGCUAUUUAACAGUCUGACUUGAAUGGAAAGCCUGACAUGUGCCAUGAUUUAGCAGACAUUAAAACAUCUUAAUAAAUUAGAGCAGGCCUGAGGGGUUUAGUGGGGAAAGGGCAUUCGACUAAUGGCACUAAUGACACCCGCACAAGACUAAUAUAUCAGGAUUCAGGGAGGACUAAAUCAGGACGGUUCUAUCAAAAUGACACCAGUAAAGGUGUGAGCAUGAGACAAAAGACAAAGUGUGUGAGCAGGAUUGUGUGUGUUAUCACCAUAGCCUAUGGAGUCAGAGACAAGUGAUUUCAAGAGGACCAUUGUGGUGUUUAAAUCUAAAUUCUUCAACCUCUAACAAUGCUUGUGGGCACAGAGUAAGUGAAGCAUCACGGACAUUCACGUAGAAUAAUACAAGGUCAGUGUCGGGGGCGCGCAAUGGAUUUGACCCAGCCAGGAGCUGACAGGUCUGCUUUUCUAUUAAAUGAUCGUAGAUUACCAGAGCAUAGCGACUAGAGGGAAAAUCCACAGAAUACAGCCAAUGUUGGGUGAUUUUUUCUAAUUAAACCUUGUUUUUGUUUCCUGCAAAUAUGUGUAAAUGACUCAAACUCCUUUGAAGUCUAAGUCUGGUUUGGGGGUUUUUUCUGUGGCUUUCUGUGUAUGUCAACUUAUGUAUGUUUUUUUGUUUUGUUUUUUUUACCACUGUGUUUUUAUUAAAUGAACAUACAUGCUUACAUGGGUAACAAAUGCUUUUGGCCGAUGUAUUGAUCAAACAAAUUGAAAAAAGGCAACCUUUAUGUCUUUGGUACAUGGAAGCUUUGCCAGCCUCUUUGUUUUGUAAUGUAUUGGUAAAGUAGACAUGAUUUGAUUUGAUUUGGAUGUUUUCUUUCUAAAUGUUUGAUAUGGUUCCUAAUUGUUCCUGUUUUCUUUUUGUUUCUUUGAAAAUCUCUGCACAAAGGCCAAGUGUUGUUCAAAGAUAACAAUUAAGAGCUGUUGUUUUCCAAUAUGACAGCUAGUCUCUAUUAACUACGUACAGCAUCCUCCAGGGUAGAAAAAAAGUCCAAAAUAAGUUCAUCUUUUAUUGCACUCACAUAAUCUCAUAUUAAAAUAUACUUCUGUCCUCAUCCAGCCCUGUUUGCCACAGACUGAGGUGUUUAAAACGGUUUGCUUCCUGGAAGCAAAUGUGAGCCACUUGUUAUUUUCUGCUAGCAGGACAUCAUAAAUUGCUAAUUAAAAGUUCUUAAAGACUCUAGUCAACAUAAUAAAUAAAGUGUACAUUACAUUGUUUCUGCUGGGAUUUUAAAAAGUUACAUUUUUAAUCACAUGAAUAUUUUUGGCCUUAAGAAGGCUUAAAUGUGCCCAUAUUUACAUCUUAAAUUGGAAGAAAAAUUUGCUUUUUUCGUUGACUUUUUUUCUUUUGGAUUUCAUUCAGUUUAAUGUCCUUUUUUUUUUUUAGAUUUUGAUGUGCGUACCAUUGUCAGAUUACUAUUUCUGUAUCUUGUAGUUAUAGCCUCAAAUUAAGCCUCAAAGCUUAAUUUCUUGAUCAAAAGGAGGAAUUGAAGAAAUUAAUCUCUUGACAUACAACCAUUCUCACAAUGCAGCAAAAAUAUUUCUUAUUUAUGUUUUAGAAAAUUGAAAUCAAAACCUUUUUGUCAUGUAGUGGCACCUUGUUUAAGAUAAUGUGUCUUUAAUAAUUAGAAUAACUUGUAAAAGUCAGAAAGCACUUGGAAAGUAGUUUUAUUUGGGAUGCAAUAAUUUUGGAAGGGACAGCAAACAAAAGUUUUUACCUCCACCCCAUUUCUUUUCUAGUAAGAUAAUUGUUUAAUAGCUAAAACAUGUUUUCUCGUGUUGUUUAUUCUUUUAACUUACGUUUGAAGUUCAAAGAAGUGUAAGAUAUUUAACAGUAUCUUAAACUACCUUAGGAUAUUUGUUCUAAUUCACAGAUGUCUUAAAUAAUAAAAUACCUUAUAUUUAUCCUGCAGAAAGACUGCAUUAAAAAUGUUUAAUGGUUACAUCUAUAUUACAGAUAUUUUUAGAGAUGCCUGUAAUAAAACAAACAAUUAUUUAGAAAUGUUGAUUUUUUUUUUUUCUGAGAAAAAACAUACUCAGAUCAAAAGCUGAAGUCGUAAUAGACCUCUCAGCUGUAAGAAAGGAUGAAUUUAUUUAAGGCUUUUUUCCUCAUAUUUUUAGGACACCACAAUGAGUUGAUUUUGGUGUCUUAUUUCGAAUUGCUUUACUCACUUCGAAGCUUGAAUUUGAAAAAUACAUGACUUCCACCUUGCACCAGCUGCUGUCUCUAUCCUUUGGUGCACUGUCUCCAAAAUGUUGCAAGGUGGUCAAACUGAUGAAAUAGAUCACAAAUAUAAAACAUUUUUGUGUUUUUAUAAAGUUUUUCCUUUUUCUUUUUUUUGCAAUCAGUAAGCUUGAUUGUAAAACAUACAUAGUAUAAGAUACUUAAAUUUGUAAUUUGGAAAAGUGGUAAAACUAACGACUAUUGGAGCUUUGGGUAACAACGCUUGGCCUUUUCUUCUUUGUGAUUCCUCAGUAUUUUUAUGUCCUGGUGAUCUCUGUGAGAUCCUUAGACUUUUUCACAUUGAAAAGUGAACAGUUGAUCUUGAUAUGCGGAAGAUGUGCAUGUAUGAUAUUGUUUGGUGCAUUUGUGUUUUCUAAACGAGGGACUUAAUAAAAGCAGUUCACUGAGGA